This is a messenger RNA of Eimeria tenella, 486 nucleotides long. RefSeq lists its product as uncharacterized. The transcript has a single exon. The coding region runs from base 1 to 486 and encodes 161 amino acids. The record is from RefSeq and is a predicted model, not a curated record. NCBI's taxonomy places the organism in Eukaryota, Apicomplexa, Conoidasida, Eucoccidiorida, Eimeriidae.
AUGGACCAGCCACAGGGAAGCCUCAGGGGCGCACAGGCGGGUUCCUCUAGCGGUGAGGGAACGAGAGUCGAGAAGCGCGUGGAGGCAGGCAGCGAACAAUUUUCCGAGAACGGGAAUCCAAGAGAAGCAGAGGUUCAUGAGGAAGUUGCUGAGCCACCGAAGCUACCAGAUGAGCCGUGCUUCGGGAGGCCCAAACCCCAUCCAUUCGGUGUAAAGCAGCUCAUUACGAGUUUCGGAGCCGCGAUCUCAGCCUUGGGGUUGAUGGUACAAGGAUUGGGCAGCGCUGGGGACAAACGGUUGGGCCAACCAAGCGCCCCGGUACUCCCCCCGGCGCCCAGCCCACUGGACCUGGAGCACGCCGGUGUUGAGCCAGUGCCAGACUUGACUGCGCAGGACGCCCAGAGGAAGCCCCAUCUUCUGGAGCCCGUGCCAGAGUCUCCUGAUCCAGACGAGGUUUCAGAAGACCCUCUAAUGCCGGGAAUGUAG